This is a messenger RNA of Anolis sagrei ordinatus, 2148 nucleotides long. RefSeq names its product N-terminal asparagine amidase (gene NTAN1). Gene Ontology annotation, cellular component: nucleus. The record is from RefSeq and is a predicted model, not a curated record. Lineage: Eukaryota; Metazoa; Chordata; Lepidosauria; Squamata; Anolidae. Gene Ontology annotation, biological process: ubiquitin-dependent protein catabolic process. Gene Ontology annotation, molecular function: protein-N-terminal asparagine amidohydrolase activity.
ACUCUUCUUCCGGUUCCGGUGGGCAGCCUUGCUCUUGGGCCUAGCGGUGGGUGUGGAGGAAGGAAUAGGGCGCCGUCUCUGGCAACGAGCGAGGCCCCAAGGCCGUGUUUCCUUUGCGGGGCUCGCUUGGCUGUCGUCGUCCUCCUCCUCCUCCGGAGUCAUGCCUUUGCUGGUGGACGGGCAGCGGGUGGAGCCCUCGCAGCGGCUCCGAGCCUUGGCCUUCGCCCACCGGGGCCUGGAGGAGCAAGCCAGGCGUCUGCGAAGCCAACCUGCUCGUUUGGUAGGCCCCAAAGGACUCCUCUACGUCCAGCAGAGAGAGUUUGCAGCCACCACUCCUCGGGAUGGUUCUGUUUCCAUUCUUGGAUCUGAUGAUGCAACUACCUGCCACUUAGUAGUAAUCAGGCAUACAGGUAGUGGAGCUACCUGCCUGACGCAUUGUGAUGGGUCAGAUACAGAAAUGGAAGUGUUGUUAAUGAUGAAUGCAAUCAAAAUGCUUUCUUCUAACACAGAAUGUGGAAGGUUGGAGGUACACCUGGUUGGAGGUUUCAAUGACGAUAGGCAUUUAUCCCAGCAACUUACCAACCAGCUUCUUAGAGCAUUUGACAGCUUGCAGGACAGCAUCCAUUUAGUGACUUUCUGUGUGACAGAUUUAAAUGACCGGCAGGAAAAGGGCAACCAUUUUCCGUUUAUAUAUGGAAUUGGUGUAAAUGUUAAAACUGGAGAGGUUUUCCACGCCACGUUUCCAGACAGGGGACCAGCUGAGGAUUUGCGUUCCGCCAGUAUAUUAACAGGAGCCAAGAUGGUUAACAUUUAUGACUCAAGAAAGGAAGAGCUUCGCAUUGGGCCUUAUUUUUGGAUGCCUUUUCCCCAUGUCGAUUUCUGGUUACAACAGGACGAUGAACACAUAUUACAGAAUCUUUCCACUUCGCCGGUAGCCGAACCUCCUCAUUUUGUUUCCCACAUUCGAGCGACCCUAAUGUACUUAAAAGAGCAUCCUUUUCCCGACAAGACCCUCUUCCCUAGCAGGAGACCAUGGAUUUACAGGAAAAACAGUGAUGGCUUAUGGGAGAGAGUCUCUACGGAUCAGAUCUAGAUGACUUAAAGACUCGAAGCUGAGAGAACUCCCCAAGUGCGGUCGUGCCAAAGAAGUGGGCGCCCUCCAAGCUUCACUUUAGGAAGAGCUCUGUCAAACCUACUUUCAUGGGAACAUAGUACCAUUAUCUUCAAAAGCUGAAUCUCAACAUAUAGUUAGCAAUGGCUUUACUGAAUUAAGAUUGCUGAAGAUUAGACAGUUUGUGAAUAGCCUUCAGGUGUUCUGGGCUGCAACUUCUACCAGACUAGAGCCUAUGAUUUGUGCUUGUUGUAUUUAUUUAUUUUGGUCUACAACUUCCAGAAAGUCUUCGCAAUCAUGGUUUUAUGAUGGUUGUGUAAUUCUGGAAGCUGUCUUUCAAGCAAUGUCUUUUGCACAUCGUACAUCAGACCUCACGGUGCCCAGGAAUGUUAGAUGUAGAUAUUGUCUUCCAAGCUUUUUCUGGAAGAAUCAAUGAGAGCUAACUUGGAUCUUGCUCGUGUCUUAUCCUGUGUCCACCACAGACUCCCUUCUGCUGAAUGGUGUCCAAACAUCUUUUUUUCCCCCCAGAAGCAAGCAUUCCCAAUCUCUCAUUAUUCAAGAUGAAGUGCAUUUUUGAUUGAGUUGGGUCCUGCAACAAGAAACGAAGUCUUCCCUCUGGAGCCCGUGCUGCGUCUCCUCCCUUGUGCCAUCCAUGGGAAUACUGCCCCAUCCUCCUCCUAUGUCCACUCAGAAUUAUUUUAAGUAAUGAUAUUUCCCCUGAGAUUGGGAUUGAGAAGUUAACAUGUCUUGCAAUUGAGCAGUCUUGACCACCACCCUCAGAAAUGCUUCUUAUUUUAUAAUACAUUAUUUGAACAUGAAACAGUUCUGUAUGUGAAGAAAACAUUUCAUUUGUAACCUCAGCAGCAUGUCUGUAAUACAAGUGCAGAUGUGUAUACUUUCCUUUUUUGUCUCCUUGCUGUUGUCUUUGAGGAGUUCUGUGUAAGUCAAGAGCAUGCAGAUGCCUGUAUCUUUACCUGUAUUUGUAUUUCAACUCUGGGUCCAGCAAUGAUAAUCAUGAUCUGAAGUUCUAAACCAGA